CUCAUAUGUUUUGUCGCUGUCGUGAAACGAUGAUCAUACGAUCGAUCUAACAUUAGAGAAACCCUCCAAAAUCUGAAAUAUUUCCAUAUCGUCUAUAUAAACACUCCUCUUCCUAUCGUUUUAUGCACACCCAUCGAACAAUAUACAACCCCACCCCACAGAAACCCUAAUAUCCAAUUCAUAUAUAGAAGAGGAGCUUUUUCUUUCCUUAAUCUUGACAUAAAAGUUUCCAUCUUUUUUAAACCCCGAUCCCCAAAUUAAACCUGUUGCAAAACAAUCUCAGAUCUUUGCUUUCGCAUUUUCAACCAAAGCAUUUCGAGUUCUUUAUCGAUACACACACACAUAUAUAUACAUACAUACAUAGGAUGGAGAGGAUAACGAAGAUGGUGAAGGAGAGACCAGUGGUGAUAUUCAGCAAGAGCUCGUGUUGCAUGUCUCACACCAUCAAGACCUUGCUCUGCGACUUUGGUGUGAACCCUGCGGUCCAAGAGCUGGACGAGGUCCCUAGAGGCCGAGAGAUAGAGCAGGCCCUCUCCCGUCUCGGCUGCAGCCCAUCCGUGCCGGCGGUCUUCAUCGGCGGCGAGUUUGUCGGAGGAGCCAAUGAGGUCAUGAGCCUUCACCUCAACCGCUCCUUGAUUCCCAUGCUCAAGCGUGCUGGUGCAUUAUGGCUUUGAAUCUUUUGGAACUAAUAUUAAUAAUUAUAUAUACAAGUAGUUUUGUUUUGAUGGAAUAAUUGAGUGAUUAUGUUGCUUAACCACGGUUAAGUGAGGAGAUCAAUUCGGGGGUAAUAAUUAAUUAACACGUGUGACAUGAUGAUGCGAUUUCGUACGUGUCGGAUCGAUAACCAUGUCCAUGUUGCUGUUGCUGUGAUCAGAUCGAUUCUCUCUCGGUUUUUUAUUUUUGGGAGUGAUGUAAUUUGUACGGAAUAUAUAUAUAAAUCUAUUCAACAGUCUUGCUUCA
Messenger RNA from Tarenaya hassleriana, 960 nucleotides. RefSeq names its product monothiol glutaredoxin-S2. The transcript has a single exon. Bases 366 to 674 code for a protein of 102 amino acids. The record is from RefSeq and is a predicted model, not a curated record. Lineage: Eukaryota; Viridiplantae; Streptophyta; Magnoliopsida; Brassicales; Cleomaceae.